AUGGCGACGCACAUCUGGCGCUCGAUCGCCUUACUCCUAGCUCUGUCCACCUUAGUAGUAGCUAAGUAUGCAGAACUAGAUGCGUGGCGAGGUGCAGGUCCAGCGGUGACAGCAGCUCAGGAGGCUGAAGAUGAGAAACGAGACUCGGAACUGUUGGCCGCUGUUAGAUAUUCUAUAAAACAAUGGGAGCUAAGGAAGGGACGAACGAGGAUAAAGAGAUCCCAAGGCAGUGUGUGUUAUGGAGAAUUUGGAUGUUUUGAAGAUGCAGGGCCAUUCGCUUAUUUGGAGACGCUUCCCAGUCCUCCGAAAGAGGUCGGCACUCAGUUUCUACUCUAUUCCACGAUAAGCAGAGGUGACCAGCCACUUCUGGCAGUCUCAGCAAGCAACAUGUCUGCAGCUUGGAGUUGGGCAACUCGGGCCUUUGACGCGGCGCGCCCUACACGGGUCAUUGUUCACGGCUUCGGCUCUAAUUGCGAUAAUGUCUGGGUGUACGAAAUGCGCUCCGCUUUAAUGGCUGUAGAAGAGUGCAACGUGAUCUGUGUAGACUGGGAAGGAGGAGCGUCGAUGCCAAAUUAUUUAAGGGCCGCGGCUAACACGAGGCUUGUUGGGAAACAGCUUGCUAUGAUGUUACAAGGUUUGGCGGAUAACAUAGAUGUUCGUUUCGAGGACAUUCACUUAAUAGGAUUUAGUUUAGGAGCCCAUGUUGCAGGAUUCGCCGGCUCUGAGCUUAAAAAUAUAAGUCGCAUAACAGGCUUGGAUCCAGCGGGCCCGCUAUUUGAAUUUCAAGACCCGAGAGCUCGUUUAGACAAAAAUGAUGCUAAAUUCGUUGAUGUAAUCCACUCGAACGGAGAGAAUCUGAUCCUGGGAGGUCUAGGUGCCGCACAGCCACUGGGCCAUGUAGACUUCUACCCAAAUGGAGGGAGAGUACAGCAUGGAUGCUCUAACUUAUUUGUUGGUGCUGUGUCAGACUUGGUUCUUCCUUGGGCAGCGGCAUCUAUAGAGGGCAGGUCACUGUGCAACCAUCGGAGAGCGUACAAAUUCUUCACAGAUUCCGUGUCGCCUAAGUGCCACUUUCCCGCAUUCCCCUGCUCAAAUUACGACGCUUUUUCGGAGGGUCGAUGCUUCCCAUGUGAUGCGGAGCGACGAUGCGGUAACAUGGGUUAUUACGCUGACCGUUCUCUUGGAAGAGGUCAGCUUUAUUUAUUGACGAGAGAAGAAGAACCUUUUUGUGCGCAUCAGUACCAUGUGGAAGUGUGGGGUGGAAUCGAUGCAGGAGAAAAGCCUAACUUUGGUCGAGUAACAUUAACUCUACACGGAGACUCGGGCCUCAACGAAUCCUUCCCUAUGACCAAACGCGAGGACAGCUCGGGUAUGAGCAGAUGGACACGAGUUCUAGUCCCACACCCGGCAUUGGGCGUUCCUCUAAAGGCCACACUUCACUACGCCGCCUACAAUGGUUGGCUGAGCGCCGGUGCUAAGCGAGUGCAUCUCGAUAAACUACUCAUCACAGAUAGCUUUGGAAAAACAUCCUCAUUUUGCAAACUUUUAUGGUUGCUGUCGGAUGAGUCGGUUCAAUUACCUCUUUAUCCUGGUGAUUGUGAGAUGAAACCGAUUGACGGAAUCGUUAACGAAACAAAUAUAAAGGAAGAUAUUAUAUUAAAUGACAACGGGACCAACAUCAUCGGCGACGAUCCGCAUGACAACGAGCUUCCGGAAGAGUUACCACAGAGACCUUUUGCACUUGUGGAUACAUACGAAUGGGGCGGAGGUGACACUGGCCGUGCUUUUGGAAUGACAAACACCAAAACUGCACCCAGCGGUCAAGUGGAGAUCGCCGAGCCUGUCCUUAGACCUAGACCGAGAAAGACUCCGAGACAAAGAUCCGACAACCCCGAAGAGAUGCACGAGAUAUCAGAACCCCUCCUUCGACCGACGUCUGCUCCCAGAUCUACAUCACCCCCUCCUUUACGAAAAGCGAAACAUUUUGACGUAACUACUCCAACGAGUGGCCAAUUUGACGCCAAGGCAGACAAAGAAGAAACCAGUUUUGCCGUUCAGUUUCUUCCUGCGCGUCUAGCUUCCUUCAUAUCGAGAGCAGAAAGAUACGCAAGAGAUACUCUUCUACCAUUAGUUUCCGCCUACGCUCCACGUCUGCCAAUAUUUGGCUCGAGAGAGCUUCCAAAAUCAACAGCACGAUUCAUACCAACCGAAGAACUGAACGCUACAGAUUCCGUCCCUGUCCCGACGCCGACUUUAGAAAUGAAAAUUGAAAUGCUCCAAACGAUGGGUCCGCCGGGAGAGAAGCGAGAGUUCGAGACCCCUGAGGAUCCCGACAUUCCCGUAGUCAUUUCUACCACCACAUCGUCAUCCACAACGCCCACUACAACCACGGAGAGAUUAAAAGCGGCCCCCACAGAAAUGCUGCAAGUAGUAGCCGGCCCGUCCGUAGCCACUAGCACGGCCUUGCCUCCCGUAGCACUGCACAGGGAGGGUGAAAAAAUCGUUAUAGUUUACCCGACUAAUGCAAGAGAAGAGAAGAAAAUCCGGUCACAUUCUUACCCAGAAGAAAUGCAAUUCGAGGCGCUUUACAGACACACCGCUGAACCCACAGUGAUGAAGGUCGAUUUGCCCACAUUCUCUCCUCCCAUCACUACAACUCCCACGACAGCCCCCGUUAAAAGAUCUAACGACCCUCGGUACGUGCCUUCGUUUACGAAAGACUUGAAAAAAGAGUACAUCAAUGAGAAUUACUAA
Messenger RNA from Pieris macdunnoughi, 2754 nucleotides. The record is from the annotation of a GenBank genome assembly. Lineage: Eukaryota; Metazoa; Arthropoda; Insecta; Lepidoptera; Pieridae.